AUGGCAUCAGAGAUCGAGGUGGUGGAAGAAGUGGAAUCCGGAGAUCGGAAGCAGCCGGCGGCGGAGGUGGUAGUGGAGGAUGAUAGCCUCCGGAAUGACGUCUACACGGCGGCGGCUUAUGGGGACAUGGAGAAGCUGCAGCGGCUGGUUGAAAGCGAGGGUUGCUCCGUUUCCGAGCCUGACGCCCUUGGUUACUCCGCUCUUCAAUGGGCCGCCCUCAAUAACCGCACUGCCGCCGCCCAAUACAUUAUCGAGCAUGGGGUUGAUGUUAAUGCGGCAGACCAUACCGGCCAGACGGCUCUGCACUGGAGUGCCGUGAGGGGUGCAAUCCAAGUUGCUGAGCUUCUAUUGCAAGAGGGUGCUAGGGUCAAUGCUGCUGAUAUGUAUGGCUAUCAGACAACGCACGUUGCUGCACAAUAUGGUCAGACAGCUUUCAUAUAUCACCUUGUUACAAAAUGGAAUGCGGAUCCCGACAUUCCUGACAAUGAUGGAAGAAGCCCUUUGCACUGGGCUGCAUACAAGGGCUUUGCAGACUGCAUACGUCUUUUGUUAUUUCUAGAUGCAUAUAGGGGACGUCAGGACAAAGAGGGUUGUACGCCUCUCCACUGGGCUGCUAUUAGGGGUAAUUUGGAAGCAUGCACUGUGCUGGUGCAAGCUGGGAAGAAAGAAGAUCUGAUGGUGGCAGAUAAUACUGGCCUCACACCUGCACAGCUUGCUUCUGAUAAGAAUCACAGACAAGUCGCCUUUUUCCUUGGGAAUGCUAGAAGAUUGUUUGACAAACGGUGCGAUGGAAACAGCCGCCUUGGCAAACUCUCGAAAUUAGGACUUGCUCCAAUACUCUGGUGUAUAAUAUUUUUGUUACUUGUGACAUAUAUUCAUUCAGUUAUUACGGCAUCAAACCUGCCAAAAUUAACAGCUGGCUUUGGUCUUUUUGCUUGGAUGGGUGUGUUCUUGGCAUCCUUGGGACUAGUUUUGUUUUAUAGGUGCAGCAGCAAGGAUCCAGGGUACAUCAGAAUGAAUGUACACGAGUCACAAAACACGAAAGAUGAUGAACCUUUGCUGAAGAUUGAAAUAAAUAAUCCCGCUUUGCUUGCUGGGAACUGGUCUCAGCUUUGCGCAACUUGCAAGAUUGUUCGGCCUCUACGCGCGAAGCAUUGUUCCACGUGUGAUCGUUGUGUUGAACAGUUUGACCAUCAUUGCCCUUGGGUAUCUAAUUGCAUUGGCAAGAAAAACAAGUGGGAUUUCUUUUUGUUUCUUCUUCUGGAAAUACUGGCAAUGCUGAUUAGUGGAGGAGUGGCUCUCACAAGAGUGCUGACUGACCCAAUGGCUCCGUCUUCCUUUGGUGCAUGGUUGAACCAUGCUGGAAAUCAGCAUGUUGGUGCUAUAUCAUUUUUGAUAGCAGACUUUUUCCUCUUAUCUGGUGUGGCGGUCUUAACUGUUGUACAGGCUUCUCAGAUUGCUCACAACAUUACUACAAACGAAAUGGCAAAUUCAAUGCGUUACAAUUAUCUCAGAGGAGCUGGGGGCCGAUUCAGAAACCCAUAUGAUCAUGGCUGCAAGAAAAACUGUUCAGAUUUCUUGAUAAAUGGAUACAAUGAAGACUUGGAGUACAAUGAAGAAUCGAGUCAAUCUGAAGGGACUUCAAUGUUGCAAAUGGCUCGGAAUACAAACCUGUCGAAUGGUAUCAGCCAUGCUCAUCAAACAAAUGGAAAUGGCCAUGUAGCAAUCGACAUGAAUAUCAACAAAAAUGCACAUCAUGGGCAUGUUCAUUCUUCUCAUUGUAGCCAUAGCCAUAAUCACGGUAGAAAAACUGAUGCUGCUCCUUUAGGUCUGGGUAUCGGUUUAGGGCGAAAUACUACCCGUUCUGCAACAGCUUCGUGA
Molecule: messenger RNA, 1881 nt
Organism: Fraxinus pennsylvanica
Lineage: Eukaryota; Viridiplantae; Streptophyta; Magnoliopsida; Lamiales; Oleaceae
Source: the annotation of a GenBank genome assembly